GGGCCUUGGUGUAUUAAGUGAUUUUUUAUUUGGAAUUCAUCGUAAAGAAGAUGAGGAUGGGUUUAUGGAUAUCGAAUUUAAAGAUAGUUUUAAAGAUGAAGAAAUCAAGAUCUUUAUAAAAGUAUUAAAAAAGAUAGUUGAACAUAGAGAAAGUAAAAAGAAUGAAUAUCAAAAUAUCAAGUCUAUAUCCUUCUGUUCCGGUUUGACAUAUCUUAAUAAAUACGCAUUUCCAUAUUUCUCCAAAGUAUAUAGCGAGUGGACUAUAUGCAAGAAAACUGAUGAGAGGAUAAAUAGGAUCACCAAAGAAAACAAUAGGCUAAAACGUAAACUUAAUGUAAGAGGUAAUGAUAAAGAGAUAUAUUCAUCAGAUGAAGGUAACAUAAAAAAUAACAAUGAUAAUAACCUUGAAUCAAGGCCCAAAGCUGUUAAAAAUAGCACAAAGAAACUUU
This is a messenger RNA of Racocetra persica, 449 nucleotides long. The record is from the annotation of a GenBank genome assembly. NCBI's taxonomy places the organism in Eukaryota, Fungi, Glomeromycota, Glomeromycetes, Diversisporales, Gigasporaceae.